UGCGCAGAAGCUCGCGCACCCCCGCGGUUUCCUAGGAGACGUAACACACAAGACGCCGGAGCUUCACAAGGGAGCUAAGGAGGGUGUUCAUAAGAAUGGAAGCACUAUUUCCUUGCCAGAUUCCUUCCUGCUGUGUCCCAUGAAUCUCCAUAACCGUGGGGAAGAGCCUGUGCUCCAUGCUGACACACUCGUCACCAGUGUAGCAACACCAGUGCAAGGGAAAAAGACAAAAAUAAAGAAGUCUUUACAUUUAUAUUCAACAAAGGAGUCAUCUCCAUCAACAACUUCUGCUGUGUUAGUUUUCCAAGAUGAACCGAUACACGACCAUGCGACAGUUGGGGGACGGCACGUACGGCAGUGUCCUGAUGGGCAAGAGUAACGAGUCUGGGGAGCUGGUGGCCAUCAAAAGGAUGAAGAGAAAGUUCUAUUCUUGGGAUGAAUGUAUGAACCUGAGAGAAGUUAAGUCUCUGAAGAAGCUCAACCACGCCAACGUGAUCAAACUUAAAGAAGUUAUCAGAGAAAAUGACCAUCUCUAUUUUAUAUUUGAAUAUAUGAAAGAAAACCUCUAUCAAUUAAUGAAAGACAGAAACAAGCUGUUCCCUGAGUCAGUCAUAAGAAAUAUUAUGUAUCAAAUAUUACAAGGACUGGCAUUCAUCCAUAAACAUGGAUUUUUUCAUAGGGAUAUGAAACCAGAAAACUUGCUUUGCAUGGGUCCAGAACUUGUAAAAAUCGCGGAUUUUGGACUUGCAAGAGAAUUAAGAUCUCAGCCACCAUAUACUGAUUAUGUAUCCACCAGAUGGUAUCGUGCUCCUGAAGUUUUAUUACGAUCUUCAGUUUAUAGCUCUCCCAUUGAUGUGUGGGCUGUAGGGAGUAUAAUGGCUGAACUAUAUACAUUAAGACCACUUUUCCCAGGGACAAGUGAGGUCGACGAAAUCUUUAAGAUUUGCCAAGUUUUAGGGACUCCCAAAAAAAGUGACUGGCCAGAAGGGCACCAGCUUGCAUCCUCAAUGAACUUCCGCUUUCCCCAGUGUGUUCCUAUAAACUUAAAGACUCUUAUUCCCAAUGCCAGUCAUGAGGCUAUUCAGCUAAUGAUGGAAAUGUUGAACUGGGAUCCAAAGAAGCGGCCAACAGCAAGCCAGGCACUGAAACACCCAUAUUUUCAAGUUGGUCAAGUAUUAGGUCCCUCCUCACAUCAUCUGGAAUUGAAACCAUCUUUAAAUAGCAAGCAGGUGCAGCCACCAGAAUCGAAGCCGUCCAUGGUUGAUCUAGAGCCUAAGCCUCUGCCGGACAUAAAUGAUCAGACUGUCAGACAGCCCCCGAUGAAAAAUAGCCACCAGCCACUGCAGUCCAUCCAGCUGCUGCAGAACACAGGUGUCCCGCCAGCGCCAAGGCAGCAGAAUCAGCAGAAACAGCCGCAGAUGCUAUUUCCAAGCAUCGUCAAAAACAUGCCAGCCAAGCCAAAUGGCACACUGGGUCACAAAAGUGCUAGGAGGCGUUGGGGUCAGAUGGUGUUCAAGUCUGGAGACAGCUGGGAAGAGUUUGAGGACUAUGACCUUGGAGCCUCCCAUUCCAAGAAGCCAAGCAUGGAUGUAUUCAAAGACAGGAAAAAAGAUUCUCCAUUCUGGCUUACAGAGUCGGUGCCCUCAGCCUCCCACCACUCAGCAGGGGAAAACAAGAGCUUCCCCGCUGCCGUUUCCCUGAAAUCGGAUUCAGAACUGUCAACUGCUUCCACCGCUAAGCAGUACUACUUGAAGCAAUCAAGAUACCUUCCAGGUGUAAAUCCCAAGAAUGUGUCCUUGGUGACCAGUGGAAAGGAUACUAACCCAUAUACUUGGAGUAAUCAGUUAUUUCCUAAGUCACUGGGACCCAUGGGGGCAGAACUUGCUUUCAAAAGGAGUAAUGCAGAGGAAAGCAUAAUUAAACCAAUUGAAAAACUAUCAUGCAAUGAAAGUUUUCCUGAAAAAUUAGAGGACCCACAAGGAAAUCUUGGAAGUUACGCUACUUACAAUCAGUCAGGAUAUAUCCCUUCCUUUCUCAAAAAAGAAGUGGGGUCAGCUGGCCAGAGGAUACACUUAGCACCUCUCGGAGCAACAGCUUCAGAUGUUCCUGCAGAUGGUGAUAGGAGGAAAGAAUAUUCCUGGAACACAAAACCCAGUCGGGGGCAGUUUUCAGGACCUACUUACAAUCCUACGGCCAAGAAUCUCAAUAUUGUGACCCGUGCACAGCCGGUCCCCUCAGUGCACGGAAGAACGGACUGGGUGGCCAAGUAUGGAGGCCACCGGUAGGCGUCUGGUGCGAAGCCCCGCAGCAUGGCGCCAUGGCCCCCACGAAUCCCCUGACCCUGGGAAGUGUCUACAGACCUCUAUUUCUACGGAGUUCUGGAAGAAAUACACAGUAGUGGGUACUCUGAAGAGCAAAAAUCAUCUCCUAUUUUAUUUCUUUCCUAGAAAUGAAAUCCAAUUGCUUAGCAUUAAUUGCCCACAGUGCUGAUAUAUGGGUAGGACUUUACAAAGUAUUGAAUAAACUAUUUGCCAAAGUAUCAAGUAUUCGACCUACAGAUUACUAGUUACGAAGUAUGAUAAGACACGUUCUAAAAACGGCCUCCAUGAGUAAGUGUUUAGAGUGUUUUUAUUUUCAUCGGUUAUUUGCCUAAACUAAUAUUUUGAUAGGCCUCAGAGGCGGGUUAUUAUUAUUAUUUUUUUAAUAGCAGCCCUCUGUGGUCUGUCAGUUACAGCUCUUACUGGGCUAAGGCUCUACCUUACCAGUUUGGCAAUGGCAGAAGAUGUUCCUUUAUCAUCUGUUUUUCUACUUUGAAAUUAUGGAAGCAAUGGUAAUUCCAAUCUUGAGCAGGGUGUCUUUCUUAGGAAUAAAUUUAACUUUAACAUAAAGAUUUCCAAAGUAUGCCACCUGAUUUUAGUGGAGAAAGAGUCUGUUGUUCAGUUUUGACCUGCACAGCUCCUGUGGAUUCGCGGUGACUAUCGAACUCGAAGGCUGAUGCCACAGAUCAACCAAGUCAAGGUUCUGAUCUUCAUGUCAUUAAGAGAGUCCUUGAAACUGGGAUGUUUGUUCAUCAGACUUUCAAAAUACCUUGUUUCCAUGUUCCUACCAGACACAAAGAUGAGGUAUGCCAGCUGGCCCCCCAAGCAAACUCUUGCUGCGCUGCAGAUCACUGACCUGGCUCUGACCUUGACAAAUGCCAUUCAGUUGCUAGAGCAGUGAUUUGCUUAGUAUAAAAAUUUUUUUUCUUAGUUCUCUUUCUAAACUGGUACAUAAAAUAGACAUCUUGAACUUGGGACUAUAUUUAAAUUUGCCAUUUUACAGACUGAACAUCAAUACUGUAUAUUCUUUUUAAAGAAUGAUACUGUUAUCAACUGCUAUUUUAAUGUAUUUUAUGACUUUGUAACAAAUGCUAAUGUAAUUGGCAUCAUCUUGUGGACAUUUUCCAAAGACAUCAUAAAAUAAUAGUAAUAUGGUAUUUUUGUAUAGAAGAUUCAGCUCACUUCAUUGAAAAAUGUUAAAAUCUGAAGAGUAAUUUAUGUUGAUGGUAAUGGCUAUAUAUAUUUGUACAGUUUUAAUUAACGUCUCAAAGCUAAAAAAAUUACUUUGUGUUGCUGGAAGCUCUUCCACUUCUUGAUAGAUAUUAAAAUUAACAUGAUUAA
Messenger RNA from Suricata suricatta (meerkat), 3659 nucleotides. It is a transcript of the gene MAK, whose product is annotated as male germ cell associated kinase. Gene Ontology annotation, cellular component: cytoplasm; nucleus; cilium. Gene Ontology annotation, molecular function: ATP binding; protein serine/threonine kinase activity. The record is from RefSeq and is a predicted model, not a curated record. Lineage: Eukaryota; Metazoa; Chordata; Mammalia; Carnivora; Herpestidae. The transcript is spliced from 16 exons. Gene Ontology annotation, biological process: cilium assembly; intraciliary transport; intracellular signal transduction. Bases 309 to 2285 code for a protein of 658 amino acids.